AUGUACUCUCCAAGUAACAUCAGUGGUGGCCAGACUGGAAGGUGUGAUAGUGCCGGUAGUAGCAAGCAAGUCCAGCUGAAGCAAGCCUCUUUCGACCAGAUCGCUUCAGGUGAAGUGAGGGUGGACUAUCACAGCUGUUUGGAGCGCGUUGCAGUGAAAUGCCUGACCUGCUUGCAACAGCUGUGGGUCAAGGUGGACGGCUGUUUGCGGCACACAUCUCGUAAAAACCAGGAGCGCAGAGGAGUUUGCAAGGGCUACUUGGUCAGCUCGCAAGUGCCAAAGGGCAAGCAGACAAAACAGGUGGUCUGCCUUAGCUGCAUAGAUAGGCUGCUCGGCAGUACUGCCGAGAGCGCGGACGGGCGAUCCAUCCUGUUGAAUAGGAGGCAGGAUGGUGGCGAGGAUGCAGCGAUCCUCCAGCGGCGUGGAGAGGACGCAUUCUGGACCCAGACCCUCGAGCUGACAGAUAAGCUGGUUGCUUUCCUCGUACAACGUGAUGAGAGCACGGCCGUCGGCAGAAAGCGGCGGCUCAGCGCAGCGGAGCAGGUCGUUAACAAAGGGGCGGCAAAGGGGAUGCGCCCGAGAGAGGGCAGAGUGCCAGGAUGCCAGGGAGUUACCGCGGGAGCCUCCGAGGGCACGGAGGGACAACAGCCUGCCCCUGCAACGGACAUCAGAGCUCAGGCCGGGCGCUUCCUUGGGCUCGUCGGAGAGGGCGAAUGCCGCGUGAUGGAACCCGCCGGGGUCGGACGGCCAUUGCUCAGGCUCUAUGUGUCCGCCUGGGAUCACAACGGUUGUGGCAGGGCAAAGCGACUAGGGAAGCCCGACAAGACCUCUGCGCUCCUCGAGCAGGUCUGGUGGGACACGCGAGGCCAGCUCAACUGCACGUGCGAUCGAGGGCGCCUCACCGAACACGCGCCGUGCGUCCACAAGCUCACCAUGGCGGCCCUCAGCGAGGGAUGGUCGGCUGGGGCCGAUCUGCCUACGGUGCAGGAGCUGAAGCGAGGCGUGAGGGUCGAGAGAUUGGCCUCAGACGAGAGGGGGGACUACCUCGCCGUGUUGGACAACCCUUCCGGUGCGUUGAGCCCCCAGCGGCGGAUGUUGUUUUGCUCCACGGGGGGCGCUUGGUAUUGCGAGGGCAAGCGAGACGGUUGCCCUUCGUUGACCGAUUGCUCGCACGUCAGCGCAGCCAGGUUUGCUCUCGAGAAGGGGCAGCUUUCCUCGACACAGAGUCUAGAGCUAGCACCAGAGACGCUCGCAAGGGCCGCGCAGUGGCUCGAGCGCUGGGACAGUACCCCUCCUCGGAUUGGGGUGCCCACGGCGGGCGCAACUUCUGGGAGGUUGCGAGCAUCCGUCCCGGAUGAGGAGCGAGGCGAGGCUGAGCUGACGAAGGAGCAACGGUACCUCAUGGGGUUGCUCGCAAAGCAGCCGCACGAGGGAGCGGCCUGUGCCGGGAGCUCGUGCUUCUGCAAGAGGCACGCCUACCUCUUCGGUGAGGCGCGGCCGCCAUCUGAAGCAGAGGCAGGGGGAGGAGAGAGGAUUACUCAGUCAGGAACGCACGCGUCGAGGGAUGCCUCAGCGGGGAGUCCGCCUCGCAAGCGCUCGCGGAGGUCGAAAGCUUUUUGGGAGGCGAAAGCAAAGGCGCAAGUGCCGGCGCUUCGCAGCCGACCUCCGGAGAGGCGCGCGCCGGCCGCAGACGCUCGUGGCAAGGAUGCAAUCCACGGGUGGGUAGCCGCCUGCUCGGGCUGCACGUUGGCCUCGGUGGCUGCAGUGGGUGGGUGCAGCCAUGGGGAGGAGGAGCGCAUCACGUCUCCUGUGAUGCUCAUUGGCACCGAGGCGGUCCAGCUCACGAAACCGAAGCUGGCAAGGUUGAGCGACGCGACGAACUUCCAUGAUCCUUGGUUGACGGCAUUUGGAGAGCCCCCGGUCCGGGUCAGCAAGCUCCGGGAUUGGCACUUUCAGAAGCUUUCCGACCUGGGCCUGCUGAGCGCGCCCUGUCCAAUAGAAGCCCCUCCGUGCGGCGGCACGUGGAAGGAGGCCCACACGAUCCAUUUCGACGGAGAGCACCUCGGCCUGUACACCUGGAACCGGCAGACCCUCUUCGUUCAGGAGAGCCUCCAGCUCAUCCUCAGAGGCAUGCAGAAGGGCCAUUCCUUCAAGGCGGAGCUAUCCAGAGACCAGGCCGCCUUCGAGAGGUCCCCGGGGGCGGAGGUCCUGAACGAGGAGACGUGGCGCAGGGCGAGUCUCGACUUCUUCAAGCUGGUCGGCCUCGGUAUCCGAGACUGCUGCACGCUGUGCGGGCCCCACCCUAAGGUGCUUCUGUGCGACGGGAUUGUCGGACUGGCAAACUCGGACGGCGGGAAGAAACCGGGCGGCCUCGGCAGCGCGACCCUCGACACGCGGCGCACCUUCCUGCAUCCGAGCAGGUUCGCGAACGGAGAGCUGCUGGAGACGAGGUCGAUCUCGGGCCGCGACUUCUGCGCAGCGGGCCUCGAGGGCGGCGGCAUGAAGCGGAAGCUCAUCCUCCAGCCUGAGCUGCGAGAGGCGAUUGCACGACUCUCUCAGCACCGCCCGAAGGACGAGAAGCUCGGGCGGAGGCUCUCAAAAAAGGAGUUCGCGAACCUGCUGAGCGCUCUGUCGAGCGAUCCCUGUACCGUCAAAGGCUUCGGCCCCGGCGAGGCAGAGGGGGCGCUGCCGGAGGACGGCAGAAGGCGGAUGCUAAUUGAGCAGCGUACGAUGGUGAGGGACAGGAACCUUGCGCUGCUGGAGCUCCUGAAGGGCAUACAAAGGGACUUCGAACGGCGUGGAAUGAAUCCAAAAAUUUGGGAGAGCUGGAUAUGCGAAUGGACGGAACUUCUCUACUCCCUGGGCGCCCACGACAGCGACGAGGACCUCAUCGGAGGGGAUGCGCUACAUGUGGUCCGUAAGCUUCUCCUUGGCAGCGAAGCCUCACUGGAGGACCGACGGUCGUUGGGGAGAUCGGCACCAAUCUUGAGGAGGGUCCUGGAUGCCUACGGCGGGCUGACCUUCCCCGCCUUCUUCAUGGCGGUCCUCCAUCAGCUUUACUUGCUCACCUUGCUUGCACGAGGGUUGACGGGGUUCGAGGCGGAGGGCCGACGAGGUUGGGUCUACGACGCGAUCGAGCCAUUCGACAGGGCUGUUUGGCUACUCGCGGAGGAGAGGGUACGGCCGUUAGAUAUUGACGAGCGCAGGCGACUAGAGGAGGCACGUGCCUCGGCGAACGCGCUGCUCCCGGGCGUGGAGCAAUUGGAACCGAGCCCCCAGCAGUGGGGCUCAAUGGGAGGGCGGGAGAGGGCUCUGCUCUUUGAGCGGCUGGGACGAGACGAGGACGGCGUCGAGCUAUCCGAGCUUCCCGCUGGGCAUAGCUUCAGCGCCGAGCAGGACGCGCUGGCGCGCUACGAUUUGCCGGGGUGGACGCAGUGGCGCGGCUUGCCACAUUUCAGCAGCUUCGAGCAUCCAAACGGGCUCAGCAAAGGGGCUGAGGAGUUCAAGUGUGCUACGGGGAAAUCGGUGACAGAGUGGGAUUUCGAGAAUGUGCCCGGCCUGGUCAAGGGUGGCGGAAAGGCGGGCAAGAAGGGGGCGGUUGCAAAGCGUCCCAAUCGGAGCCGGGGCAUGUUCGUGUUUUGCUGUCCGCACCGGUUGAUUUAUGGGUUUCAUGUCAUGCUGAGGGGCGAGUCUCCAAGGGAUCCGUUCACCGUGCUGUUCACGCGGCUGAAGCGAGAGGACUUGCCCGAAACCCUGUGUUACGACAACGCCUGCGCCUUGCGCAACUACUGUAUGCGCCGGGCCCCGGCCUUCUUCGCCAACGUUCGAUUCGUCGUUGACAGCUUCCUGAAAGGCUUCCGAUCGCUGGGGUGGUACAGUAGCCUGGAAAGCUUCAUGGUUAUCCUUCCGCUCCUUCUGGACGCGUACAAUGCGAGAUUAAAGCGCGUUGACGAUGCCAAGCUUUGCGUUGCCAUUGCAGCGGGGGCAUGGACGGCUGCAAUCACGAGGGCGUUGUUGCACGGCUAG
This is a messenger RNA of Klebsormidium nitens, 4026 nucleotides long. Lineage: Eukaryota; Viridiplantae; Streptophyta; Klebsormidiophyceae; Klebsormidiales; Klebsormidiaceae. The record is from the annotation of a GenBank genome assembly.